AUGAUUAUUUUCCUUCUAGUUUCAGAGCCCACGAUGAAGAGACUCCUGGUGCUUUGUGACUGCCUCUGGGCCUGGAGCCUCCUUCUGAAUGCACUGACUGAAAGAAGCUACGGACAAACCUCAUCACAAGAUGAACUUAAAGACAAUACCACAGUAUUUACCAGAAUAUUGGAUCGUCUGCUGGAUGGUUAUGAUAACCGCUUGAGACCAGGACUGGGAGAGCGUGUAACUGAAGUGAAGACUGACAUCUUCGUCACCAGUUUUGGGCCUGUUUCAGACCAUGAUAUGGAAUACACUAUAGAUGUAUUUUUCCGCCAAAGCUGGAAAGAUGAGAGAUUAAAAUUCAAAGGACCUAUGACUGUUCUCCGGUUAAAUAAUUUAAUGGCCAGCAAAAUUUGGACACCUGAUACGUUUUUCCACAAUGGAAAGAAGUCAGUGGCUCAUAACAUGACAAUGCCAAAUAAACUAUUACGAAUUACAGAGGAUGGGACAUUGCUAUACACAAUGAGAUUGACUGUGAGAGCAGAAUGUCCAAUGCAUUUAGAAGACUUUCCUAUGGAUGCACAUGCUUGCCCCUUGAAAUUUGGAAGCUAUGCUUAUACCAGAGCAGAGGUUGUAUAUGAAUGGACACGGGAACCAGCAAGAUCAGUGGUUGUGGCUGAAGAUGGCUCUCGAUUGAACCAAUAUGAUCUGCUUGGACAAACUGUGGACUCUGGAAUUGUUCAGUCCAGUACAGGGGAAUAUGUUGUUAUGACUACACAUUUUCAUUUGAAGAGGAAGAUUGGUUACUUUGUCAUCCAGACUUAUUUGCCAUGCAUCAUGACAGUGAUACUGUCACAGGUGUCCUUCUGGCUUAACAGAGAAUCUGUUCCAGCAAGAACUGUAUUUGGAGUGACAACUGUCCUGACAAUGACUACUCUGAGCAUUAGCGCAAGGAAUUCGCUCCCCAAGGUGGCCUAUGCCACCGCUAUGGAUUGGUUCAUAGCAGUGUGCUAUGCCUUCGUGUUUUCUGCACUCAUCGAGUUUGCAACAGUGAAUUACUUCACAAAGAGAGGCUACGCAUGGGAUGGCAAAAGCGUCGUUCCUGAAAAGCCAAAGAAAGUGAAGGAUCCUCUCAUUAAGAAAAAUAACACAUACACAGCUGCAGCUACGAGCUACACACCUAAUAUUGCAAGGGACCCUGGGUUGGCAACCAUUGCAAAAAGUGCAACGAUUGAGCCCAAAGAAGUUAAGCCAGAAACAAAACCUGCAGAACCCAAGAAAACUUUUAACAGCGUCAGUAAAAUUGAUCGACUAUCAAGAAUAGCCUUCCCAUUGCUUUUUGGAAUCUUUAACUUAGUCUAUUGGGCUACCUAUUUAAACCGGGAGCCCCAGUUAAAAGCUCCAACUCCACAUCAAUAACCUCAUUUAUUCGUAUAGUUCUGUUUUGUCUUUUGCUCUGGGAAUUGCUUCCCAUUUUCACAUACAGUAAUUCCCAUUUGCUUUAUUGCCUCUGUCUUAAAGAAAAUAAAGAUUUCUCUAUUUAACAAAAGGUAAAAUAUAUCUGUAUAUUUUGAAAAACUUUGUGUGAGAGAGAGAACAAUAUAAGCUAUAUAGUUUGGAAAAGUGAUUCUGAAAAUGGGAAAGAGAGAGUUGUAGAGUAACAAAAAAAAAAAAAAAAAAAAGAAACCAUUUGUAGAUAACUUAGUACUGAAUGUCCCCAAAAGCUAUUGUAUAUGUACGUGAAAGAGAUAUUUUUAUUCAAAGGAUUGUAGGGAGUGGGAAAAUAUUCUUUAUGAUGUUCCUGAUGCGCAUACUAUACCAUACCAUUUAUUCAACCGCUGUUUAUAACCUUUUCAAAGAUGUAAAGCUUUCCAUUUGCUGAAUCCCAUAAUGUUAUUUUCCUAAUCCCUUUUCUCUUCUGUAUUCCAACCCACCUGACUUAUAAUAUUAAAUGGUCUUCAAAUAAAAAGGAAAUCUACUCACUCUAGGUACAGUUUGUCACUGUAUAGCACAUAAGAUCUAAUGGUAACAAAUGCUUUAAUCUGCUGUCUUACUACAGUCUUGCUCUAAGCAUUAAAUUGUCACUAGAGUAGAUUUAAAAAACCAGUUGCACAGUCAAGUGCAAAUCCCAAUUUCCCUGUGUAUCAUGUGUGAUACAAACAAUUCCUGGAUGCUUUUACAGAUAGUUUUUACUCAUCACUACAUUUUAAAAAGUUAAAAAAAACCACCACAAGCCAACCAAUAAUUUUUGCAAGCUCCAGAUAUGUUGAAUGUAUUCUUUUAUAAAAUGAUACGUUAAAAGAAGCUUUAGACUGAGAUUUAAGGAUAGGAGAAAGACAAAAUAUAGUAUUUAAGUAAUAUAUGUAAAUAUGCAGCAUGAGAUUGUACAUUUUUUUACUUUUUUAAAGUUGUGUUCUUAAAACAUCUGUAGGGUUCACCUCUUAGCUCUUAAUAUGUUGUUAAAUGCUCAAUAAAACAUAUUUAGAGCCUGAAUUUAAA
Messenger RNA from Phaethon lepturus (White-tailed tropicbird), 2481 nucleotides. RefSeq names its product gamma-aminobutyric acid (GABA) A receptor, alpha 1 (gene GABRA1). The coding region runs from base 1 to 1401 and encodes 466 amino acids. Gene Ontology annotation, biological process: monoatomic ion transmembrane transport; nervous system process; synaptic transmission, GABAergic. NCBI's taxonomy places the organism in Eukaryota, Metazoa, Chordata, Aves, Phaethontiformes, Phaethontidae. The record is from RefSeq and is a predicted model, not a curated record. Gene Ontology annotation, cellular component: dendrite membrane; synapse; neuron projection. The transcript is spliced from 9 exons. Gene Ontology annotation, molecular function: GABA-A receptor activity; benzodiazepine receptor activity; GABA-gated chloride ion channel activity.